Heterobilharzia americana is the source of this 1951-nucleotide messenger RNA. Lineage: Eukaryota; Metazoa; Platyhelminthes; Trematoda; Strigeidida; Schistosomatidae. The record is from the annotation of a GenBank genome assembly.
CUACUGCAUCGGAAUCCGACAAAAGAUCUGGAGCCAUUCCGCAAGACCAAGAAGCGAGAGCGAAGAAAUCAGUUGGUUUACACAAGGUCGUUAAAAAAAUAAUGGAUUCCUAUCUGUAUGCAAAUACAAUGUUUCGGCGGGAUAACGAACAAGAGUGUCUCGGUGCAAUUUAUGAUUAUAUCACUUCCGAAACAGCUAAGAACAAAGUUACCACAAUCACAAAAGAAGGCUUACCAAAAAAAACAACAAUUCACCGGGAAUACUAAACUAGUUUCAUUCUUCUAGUCAGACAAAAAAUUCAUUCGAAUAGCAAAAGUUAAACCGUAGAUCCGCGAUUCCACAUCAUGUCAGUUGUUAUAAUUGGAGGUGGUAUUGUCGGUGUUUCUACUGCAUAUUUCCUAGCCAAACGGAAGAUUGACACAUUGAUUAUUGAAAAAGAGGAACUUGGUUCCGCUGCAUCCGGUCGAGCUGGAGGUUUCUUAGCAAAGGAUUGGUGUUCUCAUUAUGAAAUGGAUGUCUUAGCUCAAAAUGGCUUUGAUUUACACAUGCAGUUAGCAGAAGAAUUUGGUGAUGUGUGUGAUUACAGACGCGUAGACACGUAUUCAAUUGCUUUGUCUCCUGGGGAGCGUUCUGGCCCUACACAAACACCUUCUUGGAUCAGUGCAAAAGUUAGAAGUUGCUCAUUGAUAGGGGAGUGCAAAAACACUGCACAGGUGAAUCCGAAAAAACUUACACAAGAAUUAUUUCAUCGUGCCCAAUACUUCACUAAUCAUGGAACAAAAUUGAAAAUAGCUCAUGUCAUAGGAUUAGAAUUUUCAAAAUCAAAUUCAUCCACUUCUUAUAUUGUUGGUAUUCGUGUAACAGAAUUGUCUGAUUCAAAAUCAGAAGUUAUACCCGCCAAUUUAGUUAUCCUUACCACAGGACCUUGGUCAAGUGAAUCCAUUAAAUGGUUACCUUCAGGAUGUUUAAAUCCUAAACAAUUUCAAGGAAGGCGAGCACAUAGUAUUAUAUUAAAACCAAAGAUUGAAAAUUCUUCAAUCGAUGCAAAAUGCUUAUUUAUGGAAUAUCAAAGUUCAGAGUUUAAUUGUUCCCCUGAAGUUUAUCCAAGACCUGAUAAUACAGUUUAUGUAUGUGGUCUUGGUGAUGGAGCACCUGUACCAUCUUCAAAGGAUAAGGUUGAAAUUGAAUCUUGGCGGUGUAAUCGGUUGAAAGAAAUUGUCACCAGUGUAGUUCCAUCAUUAAAUGAUGCAGAGACAGUAACCGAAUCUGCCUGUUACUUGCCAAUCUCAUCAGAUGGUGUACCUGUAAUCGGUAAAGUCCCCGGUGUAUCAGGUGUUUAUAUUGCUACGGGUAAUUCUUGUUGGGGUAUUCUUACUGGACCAAUCACUGGACGUCUUUUAGCCACUAUCAUUGCAAGAGAUUUUCCUGAUUUAAAACAAAAUGAAAGCGCCUAUAUUACUGAUCAAAUAAAGUUGGCAGAAGAAAAAGCUGGCGACAUCCUACUUCAACAACCGGGUAUCGAAGCGUUCAAUCCUGCUAGGCUCAGCAAAUAGCAAGGGUAAACAUCCACCUAAGCAGAAUGUGUUUUGUCUUCCAUUCUCUUUUCCUCUCAGCUCAGAUAACUGUUCCCAGUAUUUUAAGUGAAUAUUCUCAAGAUUUUCUACUGUUCUAAAUCACUUUCUUAACAGUUACUCCUCGAGAUUAUUGAUAAUAAGCAUUAUUCUUACCGGUUUAUUUAUAUCAUCAGCUCGUAUAUUUCAGUAAUACAUUCUCACCAGUUGAUUCAUUCAUUUCAUUUGCUUCAUCAUAUUAUAUUUCUGCGAUUGUCUGAAUACCAACUCUGUGCCUGUCUGUCUCCUUCAAUCUUGUUCUCUCACUAAUUUGAUAGGUGCAAUUAGUUUACCUGUAUUAUGAUAUUUGAAUAAAGAGUAAUCACUUUGGAGAUUUGUAA